Schistocerca nitens (vagrant locust) is the source of this 912-nucleotide messenger RNA. RefSeq lists its product as uncharacterized. The record is from RefSeq and is a predicted model, not a curated record. The transcript has 2 exons. Bases 1 to 912 code for a protein of 303 amino acids. Lineage: Eukaryota; Metazoa; Arthropoda; Insecta; Orthoptera; Acrididae.
AUGCGGAAUGUAGGACGAGGACCGACAGCAGAGGACGUAGGAGACGCGCAGCUGUCGACUGAAACAGUCACGCAGAUGCGCCGAAUGACUGGUGCAGCGCUCCCGGAGCAGUGCGGUCCCGCUCGCAGAAUCUGUGCGGCAGCGCGAAUUAGCGGCGGCCAAGAGCCGGCCAGAGCGGGGUCCGCGCUGCCCGCGUCGCCCGAGGCGGCCGUAAUUAAAACGCCGGCGCCGACGACGCAAUAUCCCUGUGGGCGGCGUGUGCCGGUAUGCGCCGUGGUUCACUGCGGCCGCGCGACACCGCCGUCCGCCGUCCGCUGCUGGCAUAACUCGUGCCGGCCCACAGGUUUUCACAACGCAUUCCUGUGGAUUCCAAGGCAAGGAGGAGAAGGCAAGGAGGAGAAGGCAAGGAGGAGAAGGCAAGGAGGAGAAGGCAAGGAGGAGAAGGCAAGGAGGAGAAGGCAAGGAGGAGAAGGCAAGGAGGAGAAGGCAAGGAGGAGAAGGCAAGGAGGAGAAGGCAAGGAGGAGAAGGCAAGGAGGAGAAGGCAAGGAGGAGAAGGCAAGGAGGAGAAGGCAAGGAGGAGAAGGCAAGGAGAAGGCAAGGAGAAGGCAAGGAGAAGGCAAGGAGAAGGCAAGGAGAAGGCAAGGAGAAGGCAAGGAGAAGGCAAGGAGAAGGCAAGGAGAAGGCAAGGAGAAGGCAAGGAGAAGGCAAGGAGAAGGCAAGGAGAAGGCAAGGAGAAGGCAAGGAGAAGGCAAGGAGAAGGCAAGGAGAAGGCAAGGAGAAGGCAAGGAGAAGGCAAGGAGAAGGCAAGGAGAAGGCAAGGAGAAGGCAAGGAGAAGGCAAGGAGAAGGCAAGGAGAAGGCAAGGAGAAGGCAAGGAGAAGGCAAGGAGAAGGCAAGGAGAAGGCAAGGUGA